AUGGCGCAGUCAAAGGCUCGGAUCAAUGGGAAUGAGCUCGAUGCUGCCUGGAUCAAAGAGGAAUGCUAUAAACAGAACGAAAAACUCAGUCAACACAUUGAAGAUUCCCCGACUCAGCAUUAUCUACUUGUUCUUGGAGAUUACCUCAAGCGUGGUCUAAAAGCAAAGCUCGAAGCCCUUGGCGUCCAAAUCCUUCAGCAUAAUGGUGACAACAUCUACUUGUGCUUUUGCAAAGACAAAGAAAGGCUGCAAGACAUCUAUGACCAAGAAAGUGUACACGGUGUCAUUCCUUGCCCCUCAGAGCUCAAGAUCGAGUCAAGCCUGCAACUAUCUGGGGAUGAAGGGAUCGAUACACGGCAGGUGCAAAUAUUCUUGCGCAGCGAAAUAGAUAUGCCAGCCGAAAAGGUUUCCGAGGAAAUCAGUACGGUGACCAGUAUUCCAACUCAGUCAAUGUCGAUUGAAGAUAACCAAUCAGUAAUCCGGAUGGAAAUAAAGCAAAUAGACUUGAUGCAAAUUGCAUCAUUCGAGAGUGUCGCCGCUAUCCGCGAGGUAGUUGACCUGGAUUACAACAUUUACACAGCGAGAGAGACCAUAGGAGUAAACAAGUUGCCCAACAACACGCAAUAUGAGGGUGAUGACCAGACAAUAACUGUUGCUGAUUUUGGAUUUGACAAAGGAAGUCUACAGGACGUGCACCCUGCAUUUGGCACACGUGUUUCAAAGCUGGUUGCUGUUAACAGGGAAGGGCAAACUAAUGACAGAAAUGGGCAUGGAACACAUGUCUGCGGCACUAUACUUGGAAACGGGCAGUGUAGGGAAGGGAAUAUAAGAGGAACUGCUCCAAACUCUAAAUUGGUUGUGCAGUCAAUAGACGACGAGCAGGGUCAAAUUAUUGCCAACAUGAAUACAUUCCUCCAGCAAUCUUACUUCACCCAUGCCUCUCGUGUGCAUAACAACUCUUGGAGCCCUCGGUGGAGAUCAGCGGUCACGAACUCAGACGGUAAAAAGGGUAUACAACCCGGACAAAAACCAUACAACUCGCAAUCAAAGGAUAUUGAUCAGUUCAUUUACGAGCACCCAGACAUGUGUGUUUGUUUUGCUGCGGGAAACUUCGGAAUGGAACCACUCCAAAGCGGCAACACAUCGUGGCCGGGCCACAUUGGUGGCGUUGCGGCAUCCAAAAACGUUAUCACAGUCGGCUCUUGUCAGAAUAGAACAAGUUCAUAUAAUGAGCUUGGAACCCAGUAUAGCCCCAGGGGAAAUGUCAGGUGGACAUUAAGCUCUAUCUCUCCAUUCAGCAGCCACGGACCAACAUUAGAAUAUCGCAGCAAGCCGGAUGUGGUAGCUCCUGGUGGAAUGGUACUGUAUGCGGCAUCACGAGAUCCUAAGGCUUUGGGAAAAGAGGGAUAUACAGAUUAUGGACCAGCGGAACUUCCGCUCUGGAGAUAUUUAUCUGGUACUAGUAUGGCUACUGGUCAAGUAGCAGGAUGCGUGGCAGUAUUACGACAGAUCUUGAUUACUGCAUGCAAGAAAGCUAAUCCAACUGCAGCUUUAAUCAAGGCCAUGUUAAUCAACGGAGCAACAUUACUUGAAGGAAAUGUUCCUCGCAGUCAGCAGGGCUUUGGUCGUGUAAGCCUUGCUGACUCAAUCAUUAUUCCUGGUAGAGAUACAAGCACAAAUCGCGAGUUUGUUGAGGGUGAGGUAUAUGAUGAAGAUGAUUCAGACGUGUAUACAGUUGUCAUCCCCUUGUCGAAGUAUCUACCGUCGGAGGAUGCCUCGAAACUAACUCUAAAGGCUACUAUGGUCUAUUCUGACCGGGGAGGAGAGGCUUUGCAACAUAUUCUUAAUCUGUGCGUGACUAUUGGGGUUGACGAUCGGUUUGGAAAUUCGACUGAACACGAUUAUCUCCUCCGAGAUGACAUCAACAAUACCGAGCAGGUUAUCUGGUCAGGGUUGAAAAAAGAAACAAGAGCUACUAUUCGUGUGAUUCUUCAAAAUGCCUUGUUGGGUAAUGGUCCAAAGCCUCUUAAGCAGUCAUUUGCACUUGUUUGGAGCGUGAUUGGAGAGACGGGUUAG
Aspergillus tubingensis is the source of this 2076-nucleotide messenger RNA. RefSeq names its product S8 family serine peptidase. NCBI's taxonomy places the organism in Eukaryota, Fungi, Ascomycota, Eurotiomycetes, Eurotiales, Aspergillaceae. The transcript has a single exon. Gene Ontology annotation, molecular function: serine-type endopeptidase activity. Gene Ontology annotation, biological process: proteolysis. The coding region runs from base 1 to 2076 and encodes 691 amino acids. The record is from RefSeq and is a predicted model, not a curated record.